CGACAUCAAAACUCAAAGCUCCAUCAGGCCGUCCCCUUUUUUGGUGCCCGUCUCUGGUUGAAAGGUCUACUUUAUUCAAGAUUGGAGCGGGUGCGCGUGCGUGUGUGUAUGUACGGUCACGUACGGCUUUCGUGCAUAAUAUUUGCAUAUACGUAAAAGUGAUGGUGUGUGUAUGUGGGUGAUGAUGGGUGAGGUUAAUUUUGAGUGGGUGGUGCGGACACACGGAUGAUCGUUUUACAAGUUACAUAAUCGAGCGAUAUCAGUUUCCAUGCAGCGAUGCACGCUAGCCUGACAAUUCCACAUCAACUCUAGAUCUCUCCAGACAUGUCUUCACAUUUACAAAGGUUCUUCUCGUUGCAAAUGUUUUCGUAGUACCAAAUAGUUACGUCCAUUCAUCACCACUUUUUGAUAAAAGCAUCAACAUAUCGCGCUGUGGAUGGAAAAGAAAUUUACUAAAAGCACCAAUAUAGUUCAUUGAUUCAGCGAAACAUCACAAGAGAAAUUGAGUAUCAUGAAGAAAUUAUUCAAAAAAAGUGCGGCACGAAUAAUGCUUCGCCUCAUCUUGCUCUCUCUGGUCAUGGUAGCUAAUUCAUCCGAACAUACAACGUCCGAAACCCCAUUGAUCCAUCAAACUGAUUCAGAGGGUCUAUCUGAGACACCGCAAACUUUGGAAAGGAGUUCUAUCAAUAUCCCCACAACGCUCCUGCCUACACCAUCCGCAGUCACCACCGAAACGAAUACCGAGGCUUCCUCCCAACCAUCACAAACGAGUGAUGUGAUGCAUACAAGCCCAUCCAGUUCCGAUGGUUCUGAUCAGUUACAAACCAUUCAAGAAUCCGUAAGCGAGUUUACCAAUGUCACUAUUGUCCAACCAUCGACAGAAUCGGUCGCCCGGCUUGAUACAACCAUAUGGGUGUGGCGAUUCUCGUGGACAUGGGUGACUAUCCUUCAGUUAAUCAUUUCAUUGAUCGGUAUUCUAGGAAACCUCCUGGUUGUCGUUGUAAUGAGAGUUCGUAGGUCCACUACUAAUUCUACAGACAUUUUUGUAGGAGCUCUAGCCAUUUCUGACUUGUUGACAUCAUUAUUCAAUGUUCCUAUUCCAAGGGCACUCCAAGUGCCUGAUAACAUUUUGGGAGGGUUUUAUUGCCGACUGGUAAGGACUAGUUGCCUGAUAUGGAUCUGUGUCGUUUCUUCGAGCUAUAUCCUGGUAGGUGCCUCUUUUGAGCGUUUAGCAGCAGUUGUCUAUCCUCUGCGCAUCAAGGACAUCUUCACAAACCGCAGGGUUUAUAUCUUUAUCAUAGUAGCAUGGUUGUUUUCAUUUGUAUCAUGUUCCUACUACUUACUGUCAUUCGUAUUUCAAGGUGAUCUUUUGUCCCGAAUCUAUUGUCUACCAACCGAUUCCGAUACUUUUUUAUUAAGAAUAAUUAAUUCGUUCAAUUUCGCCAUACGUCUGAUGGUUCCUACUGUUCUCAUGAUGGUUUCCCAGACAGCAAUUGCCAUCUUACUGCAUCUACAAUCUAUUCGAAUGCGGCAAGCCAUGUCUGGCGGUUCCAAGCAGUCCUAUCAUAUCCUGGCCAGGAAUCGUGUCAUUAAAAUCAUGUUGGUAGUGAUCAUCAUCUAUAUUCUAUGCUGGUCUCCAAGUCAGAUCGCGUUUGUUGUCGUCUCUUUCAGAGGAACGGCUAAAGCCUAUGUGAGCAGCAGCGUCCGCCAGAUUCUUAACUUGAUAACCUUUAUUAACUCGUCCAUCAAUCCUUUGAUCUACGCAGCUCACUAUCCCAAAUUUCGUUCUGCUAUAAAAGAAAUCUGUUUGGGUAAAACACAGAAAAACGUACCGUUGUUUGGUAUGGAGACCAUCCGAACCCCCAAUCACGAGUUAAGCACAGAUGGUCAUGCCUAAUUGGUUAUGGGUUGAAAUAUAUGUCUUUUGUGAAAAAGUACUAAAAUUGUUCGUCUCAAAAUGUAAAGGUAGUGUAUCCCUUUUGCAGCCAACAUCGAAUUUUGUAGAACUUUGUAGGAAUUAUGAAUAUGUCACGUGUAAACGUUCGCAGUGUCGCAAUGACAUAUUGACAUUACAUGAUUAUAAAUUACAUGAUACAUGUACUUAUAAGGAAAAA
This is a messenger RNA of Strongylocentrotus purpuratus (purple sea urchin), 2114 nucleotides long. Its product is annotated as galanin receptor type 2-like. The transcript has 2 exons. Gene Ontology annotation, molecular function: G protein-coupled receptor activity. Lineage: Eukaryota; Metazoa; Echinodermata; Echinoidea; Camarodonta; Strongylocentrotidae. The coding region runs from base 512 to 1897 and encodes 461 amino acids. Gene Ontology annotation, biological process: G protein-coupled receptor signaling pathway. The record is from RefSeq and is a predicted model, not a curated record. Gene Ontology annotation, cellular component: membrane.